Thrips palmi is the source of this 1136-nucleotide messenger RNA. RefSeq names its product LIM/homeobox protein Lhx3 (gene Lim3). Bases 118 to 1092 code for a protein of 324 amino acids. Gene Ontology annotation, cellular component: nucleus. Gene Ontology annotation, molecular function: DNA-binding transcription factor activity, RNA polymerase II-specific; RNA polymerase II transcription regulatory region sequence-specific DNA binding. NCBI's taxonomy places the organism in Eukaryota, Metazoa, Arthropoda, Insecta, Thysanoptera, Thripidae. The record is from RefSeq and is a predicted model, not a curated record. The transcript has 5 exons. Gene Ontology annotation, biological process: neuron differentiation; regulation of transcription by RNA polymerase II.
GCCCAGCCGGCCCAGCGAUAACCGUGCCGCCGCGUGCCGCCGACGGCGCUGACCCAGGGCGCACAGGUGCCGAUCGCCGUGCCUCGCGAGCGUGGCUCCCCGAGCGUCGUGGCAUGCAUGGAGGUGGAGCGCAUGUCCGGGCUGGCCGGCCUGCUCAGUGCCAUGAUCACGUACCGCAGCGACGUCCCCGUGCCGCUCACGCCGCCGCAGUCCUCGCCCGAGUCGCACGGCAACCUGGACCCCGACAUCCGCCUGCCCAGGAACCUACCCACCGCCUUCCUCACGAGCAUCCCCAAGUGCGGGGGCUGCGGCGAGAUGAUCCUGGACCGCUUCAUCCUCAAGGUGCUGGACCGGACGUGGCACGCCAAGUGCCUGAAGUGCGCCGACUGUGGCGCGCAGCUCUCCGACAAGUGCUUUGCACGCGGCGGGCAGGUGUUCUGCAAAGACGACUUCUUCAAGGGGCCCAGGCGGUACGGCACCAAGUGCGCGGGCUGCGGACAGGGCAUCCCGCCCACGGAGGUGGUGCGGCGCGCGCAGGACCUGGUGUACCACAUGCGGUGCUUCGUGUGCGUGCUGUGCACGCGCGAGCUGACGACGGGCAACGAGUUCUACCUGAUGGAGGACCGCAAGCUGGUGUGCAAGGCCGACUACGAGGCUGCCAAGAGCAAAGGUGAGUUGGAGGGCAGCCUGGACGGCGACCAGCCCAACAAGAGGCCGCGCACCACCAUCACGGCCAAGCAGCUGGAGACGCUCAAGGUGGCCUACAACAACAGCCCCAAGCCCGCCAGGCACGUGCGCGAGCAGCUGAGCCAGGACACGGGGCUGGACAUGCGGGUGGUGCAAGUCUGGUUCCAGAACAGGCGGGCCAAGGAGAAGCGGCUGAAGAAGGACGCGGGCCGCACGCGGUGGAGCCAGUACUUCCGGUCCGUGAAGGGCGUGUCCUCGCCGCGCCACGACAAGAUGGCCGACGACGAGCUCAAGGUUGACAUGGACUCCAACUUUAGCCACAGUCACGGUGAGUGUCGGGGAUUCGGGUUCGACUACCGCCCGUCUGGCGCGUUUUCUUCUCUUUUUGUUUCGCGAAAUUUUUAGCAGUGGCUUUACUUUUAGAAAGUAAUAUUCAGUAAACUGUAACU